AUUAAUUCGGUAAUUGUUCAACUUCGAAUUGUUCAAUGAAUAAAUGUUUUAAUUUCAGUGUUUUCGAACAAACAAGUUUUGUGAAGGAUUGUCCCAGCGAUGUUGUUUUGGUCAAUUAUACCUAAUACAUUAAUCCUCGGAGUUGGCGUCACCUGAUGAAGUUUAGAACCCAAUAAAAGAAACGUCGUGAUGAAAACUUGGUCCUAAAGUCAUGAAGCCCCACGUCCCCACAGCCUCCUUUUAUUUUAAUUGUACGAAGUGGUCUGAACCAAAGAGAGCGCCGUAGUGUAGUUGUCUGCCACAUCGAGAGGAUGGGUUGGUGAUGAACAGCAGCAGCGGGACGCUGGGGCGUCGCGGGCUGAAGGGCUCGGCAGGCAUGAGACGUCAAAGGAGCUUGGAAUGGCGGCAAGAACGCGGUUACAGCUCCAGCGAAGAAGAAAUUCCCACCAGACCUCUAGACAGCCACGUCUUCGCAUCCCUGUUGGCACAGGCCCAGCAGGAAUACUCGAGUGUGGAUCGGUCGUACCGCUCGGACGACACCGAGGACGCCGUCACCACGGACAACCCGACCACCCCUUUCCCGACCCCGCCACCCACUCUGGUGUCGCCCCGCUCGCCGAUUCCCUUGCACCGCCAAGCGUCGCCAUUUCCCAUGGAGAACACGAACACUAGAAGAAUCCACUACGCGACCCCGCAGGAUCGCCUACGCGGCAACAAUGGCGAAGUCAUCUACGCCAGCAACAAAAAGAACCUCUCGAACAGCACUCUCGGGCGUACCGGGCGGGGACGGCACAGGACCAGCGGCAUGACUUCAUCCAGCAGCGCCACUUCCUGCAACAGCUGCAACGACGGCCGGAUACCACCGUCUGGGAGCACCGAUAUCGGCUAUCACGAGCAGCAGCAGCGGAUCUGUCUCAAUAACGACGUGAACGAGGAGUCGCCGCCAGAGCCGGCCCCGCCGGAAGUGCCCCCGAGGGGACCCUCCCUGCACUCGGCCACCCUGCGACGGAGGGCCGACUACUCGCUGCCCGUGGGCGACGGCCAGGGCACACAGGAGUCGCAGUUCCUCUCGCAAGGAGAGUACGUGCUCAGCGGCAGCCCGCGCGCCCCCAGCUACCCCGCCAGGUCCCCGAUGGCGGCGGCCGGCGCCGCCCCCCAGCACAGGCUGGCUCCAGGACUUCAGCAGACGCAGCUCUCCCAGCAGAUGCCCGCCAGCAGCAACUCGUUGCAAGGGGCCCCUCAACAGUCGCCUCUGGUAAUGCCGGUCUUCCCCCUUCGACCGGCCCAGUCGGCACAUCCGCCACAUUACUCGCCGUAUUCCCCGUCCAGGUUCCACAUCGACAAAAGAUGUCAACACCGGUGCUCAUGGAAAUGCCUCAGCAUCGGCCUGAUCCUGCUGGCGGUCGCCCUAACCGCCAUGUUGGCGUAUUUCGCAGCUGUCAGUUCGAUGAAACCGAACAUGGAUCCGUCGAACUGCAUCCUAGUGCAAGACGUGAAAGACGUGACGCACGACCAGAUGACACAGGGCUCCGUAUCGACGCAGAUGCCGACCGAAGAAUCCCUCCCGACGAGCACCGCGGAGCAUUCGAGCGCCACAACCCAGCACAGCUCGCUGCAGCCGCCGCAGCAACGCAGCCAACCGCAGACGCAAUGGCCGCCGCUGCCCCUGCUCGAGCAGAGGGAGCUCAACGUGUUGCACACGGUCACGAUACCGCCAUAUCAGUUCUGGAAUUCCGAGUUCCGGAACAAACAGCCGGCAUUUAUCCGAUUCAAUUUCACACUGCCUUGGGGCGCCAACUUCGCCGUGUUCGGCCGGCGAAACGUCGCGCCUAGCGUGACGCAGUACGACUUCGUGGAGUUCAUCAAGGGGGGGCGCUUGGACCACCGGCUGCGGCGGAAGCGGGAGGCCCCGGACGACGACGACGACGACGACGACGUGGCGCCGUUCAGGUUCGCGUACGAGAACAGAAACGCACGGACGGACGUCUUGGAUAGCAUCUCCAGCUCGUACGAGGGCACGAGGAAGAUCCUGGCCGAUUCGGAGCCGAAGGGGCCGUUCUACGUGCCGCACAGCAUCAAGCUGGCUUAUCCGGAGGACUUAUCGACGGACCUGCCCCACCCCACCGUGGAUCUGGGGGUGGCUAUCGAUGAGCACGUGAUUGCGAAGCGGGAGGCCGAUAUGGAGCCGAUGCUGGUGAACGUCAGCCUACUGCAAUAUUUGGACACGGGCCGCUGGUUCCUCUCGGUCUAUAACGACGAGCUUCAGCCGCACAGCGUAUCUCUGAUCAUUUCCGAAGCGGAGGGUGUCAGCACGACUUGUCCUAACGACUGUUCGGGGCGCGGAUCCUGCUACCUGGGCAAGUGCGAUUGCAUCGACGGCUUUCAAGGGAUCGACUGCUCCAAGAGCGUUUGCCCGGUGCUCUGUUCCGGCCACGGCCAGUACGGCGGCGGCCUCUGCCACUGCGAGGAAGGUUGGAAGGGCGCCGAGUGCGACAUCCCGGAGAGCGACUGUCGCGUCGCCGACUGCUCGGGCCACGGUCAGUGCGUGAGGGGCUCGUGCCACUGCAAGCCCGGAUGGAAGGGCGAGACCUGCGACGAGCCCGACUGCGAAGAUCCCACUUGUUCCGAGCACGGGGCUUGCGUCCACGGCCAGUGCUACUGCAAGGCCGGGUGGAAGGGUCCUCGGUGCGACGUCAUCGACGAGCAGGUGCACAAAUGCCUGCCGACCUGCUCCGACCACGGCGUGUACGACCUGGAAUCGGCGAAAUGCGUCUGCAACCGGCACUGGACCGGCCCCGACUGCUCCCAAGCGUUGUGCAAUUUGGACUGUGGGGCUCACGGUCGAUGCGACUCGGGGAAGUGUCGUUGCGAUCCCGGUUGGACCGGACCGAGAUGCGAGCAGCUGCCCUGCGAUCCGAGAUGUCAGGAACACGGACAAUGUAGGAACGGAACGUGCGUUUGUUCGCAGGGAUGGAACGGACGCCACUGCACCCUCCCUGGAUGCGAGAACGGAUGUUCGGGCCACGGCCAGUGCACGCUCGAGGAAGGCCUCUACAAGUGCGUUUGUAUCCAAGGAUGGGCCGGAUCCGAUUGUAGUAUUCCGCUGGAGAUGAAUUGCAACGACGACGUGGACAACGAUCACGACGGGAUGACGGAUUGCUCGGACAGCGAGUGCUGCACGCACUCCAGCUGCACGGACCACAUCAUGUGUCUGUCGAGCAACGAUCCCGUGGAGGUGUUACUGAGGAAGCAGCCGCCGUCGGUGACGGCGUCGUUCUACCAGCGCGUCAAGUUCCUCAUCGAGGAGAACUCGGUCCAGUCGUACUCCCACAUGGACGAAUACACCGAGAGCGAGUUCUGGAAUUCCUUUACACCGCGCCGUGUAGCAGUAAUGAGAGGUCAAGUUGUUACACCUCAAGGACUAGGAAUUGUCGGAAUAAGGGUUUCCGUCGAUAGGGAGUCGAGGUUCGGAUUCACUUUGACCAGACAAGGCGGAUGGUUCGACGUGCUCGUGAACGGGGGCGGCGCAGUCACCCUCCAGUUCCAAAGAUCGCCCUUCAAGCCCCUAACGCGCACCGUCUUCGUCCCCUGGAACCAGAUCGUCGUCCUCCCGCCCGUUCACAUGCAGCUGAACGACGAAUCCGACGUCUCCACCCUCCAUGCCAGCUUCCUCAGCAGAAACCCCGCCAUAAACUUUCCGGGCGUCUCCCGCUCCCUCUUCGGUUCGACCGGAGCCCUCCCGAGCACCUGCGACGACCACGAUCCGGAACUACUGAAACCCGUAAUCACCGGAACUUGGAUGCCCGAAGCCGUCGGCGGUCUGCCCGGAAGGAGCGUCAUUUUUGCCGAAACCCAGAUCGUGCAAGAGAGUAUUCCCAUCCCGGGAUCCGACCUGCAUCUGAUGUACCAAAGUUCGCAAGCUACGGGCUACUUGAGCACGAUUUACAUGCGUCUGACGGGGGAUACGAUCCCGACUACUUUGACCCACGUCCACGUGAGAGUGGAAGUGGAGGGAUCGCUCCACGUCAAAACUUACGAGGCCGACCCGGACCUUUUGCACAUUUUCGCUUGGAACAAGAGGAACGUGUACAAGCAGAAGGUGUACGGGAUCGCGCAGGCGAAGGUGUCGAUCGGGUACCAGCACUCGACGUGCAUGGAGCCGAUCUGGGAGACGCAGACGGCGGACUUGAAAGGGUUCGACGUGGACAUUUCGGAUAUAGGAGGCUGGGGGUUGGACAUACACCACCACUACAACUUCCACGAGGGGAUUUUGCAGAAGGGGGACGGUUCGACGUUGCACUUCAAGCAGUAUCCGAGGACGGUCAACGUGGUGAUGGGGACGGGGUUGCAGAGGUCGCUGGACUGUCCCGGGCAGUGUGGAGGCCCGGCGAAAGACGCCAAGUUGUUGACGCCGGGAUCGUUGGCCAGCGGGCCGGACGGGAGCAUCUACGUGGGGGAUUUCAAUCUAGUGCGAAGAAUCACUCCGGAGGGGAAUGUCUACACGGUACUACAAUUGAGAGCCACGCAAGUCGCUUAUCAAUACUACUUGACUAUAUCCCCGGCCGAUGGUCACUUGUACGUGUCCGAUCCCGAGAAACACCAGAUCCUCAAGGUCCUGUCCCUGGAGCCCGUGCAAGACCCCAGCAUUAACAGCGAGCCGGUUGUCGGGAACGGUGAGCGAUGCAUACCUGGGGACGAUAGUCAAUGCGGUGAUGAAGGACCGGCGAAAUAUGCUCGUUUGGCUCAUCCCAAAGGUCUGGCCAUUGCCGCCGACAAAACUAUGUAUAUCGCCGACGGGACCAACAUCAGAGCAGUCGACCCCAAGGGGAUAAUUCACACGUUGAUUGGUAAUCACGGACACCAUAACCACUGGAGUCCUAUUCCGUGCCACGGAGCGCUCCCCGCUAAUCAAGCGCAGCUACAGUGGCCCACGGGUUUGGCCCUCAGCCCUCUCGACGGCUCGCUUCACUUCGUCGACGACCGCCUAGUGCUCAAGCUCACCGCCGACAUGAAAAUCAAGGUCGUGGCAGGGACGCCCUUGCACUGCCACCGCGAGGACAACUCCACCAAAACGCAAACCGAUGACGUGUUAGGGACCGUGCUUGCUCUAGCGUUUUCGCCGAACGGUGAUUUCUACAUCGCCGAAUCCGACACUCGCAAAGUCAAUUACGUGCGCUUGAUCGACUCUUCCGGGAAGAUUACCCAUUUCGCUGGAAAAAUCCAGGACCGGGCACGGAACAACUGCGACUGUUCGACUAACGCGACGACGGUGAGUCCUCGCAGUAGCGACCCUCCGCCGGCGUGCAUUUGCGGCAACACGGACGAGACCACGAGCAACGCCGAGACGCUCUUGUCGUCGAACGCGAGGUUCCAGGCCAUUUCGGCGCUGACCGUGUCUCCGGGGGGAGUGCUGCACGUGGCCGAUCAAGGGUCGCUGCAUAUUCUGGCGCUCCAGCAUUAUUUACCGACGCAUGACGAGAACGGGGAGUUUAGAAUACCGUACCCGGCGGCCGGGGAGGUCUACGUUUUCAAUCGAUACGGUCAACAUGUCGCCACCAAAGAUCUGGCGUCGGACAAGACGCGCUAUUCGUUCCUGUACUCGAAAAAUACCAGUUUCGGGAAAUUGUCCACUGUCACGGACAGCUCGGGGAAUAAAAUACAGUUCUUGAGGGAUUACAGUAAUGCCGUUAGUUCGAUUGAAAACACACAGGAUCAUAAAUCCGAGCUGAAAAUAUCAGGAGUGGGAUAUUUGGUUAAGUUGUCGGAAAAGGGGAGAUCGGAGAUCGAGUUGGACUACGACAUGAAUUCGGGGCUCCUCACGAGCCGGUCAGGGGGUGGAGAGACCUUCAUCUACCAAUACGACUGGAUCGGGAGGGCGACGGGGGUGAUCCUGUCGAGCGGAGAGUCCCUGGAACUGACGUCGAAGAUCGCGGAAGACGAGGGGUUGGAAAUAACGGUGAGCAAACCCCCGACGCAGCUAACCGUCACAGGCAAAGCGAACAAAAAAGUCAUCAUUAUCGACGGUACGUAUCACACUCCUCCCCCCCAUCGACGUGACUUUAUCGCUUUCGCUUCAGAUUCCGAAGUCACGGAAGCCGUCACCCUCACCAACUCCACCGUUUCGGUGAACUCGGCUUGGGGCGGACGAAUGGAGAUAGCGGCGGUGGCGCGCCACCCCCUAUUGGAGGUGUCGCUCCCCGUCGAAGCCGAGAUGUUGCCCGUGUGGUCCGAGCAGACCACCGUCUUCGGCGAAGACAACCAGAACUUCAUGUCGACCUCGUUCAGUCUCGUCGGGGACGUCCGCAACCCCCAACAAACCCUCAACCGGGAAAUUUACGUCAACAAUACGAAGAUUCUCGGCAUCGAAUUCGACCAAUUCACGAGUAAAGAGAUAUUUUAUGACCACGACAAACUGCCACUAUUGACAAUAACGUACGACCCGGCGGGGUUACCAUUAGCAUACAUUCCGCACAAUGGUGCGGACACCCUCAACAUAUCAUACGACACCUUCAACCGAAUCGAUUCGUGGAAAUGGGGCGAUAGCGAAUUGAAAUAUAGCUACGACAGGCACGGAUUGCUCUCGGAGAUCACGAGCAGUCUGGACGGGACGCAAAUGUUCACUUACAACGAUUGGAAUAUGCUGUCGAAGAUCACUCUGGCGAGCCAGAGGAGCUUCUCGUUGUCGUACGACGACGACGGGGGGCUGCGGCACGUGACUCUACCGAGCGGGACCAAGCACUCUUUCAGUUUACAACCGUCUUUGGGCUUCUUGCGGGUUACGUACACGCCCCCGGGCAGCGUGAGGGCCUACUUGCAGCACUUCUCCCAUUCGGGGCGACUGCUCCAGACCGUGUUCCCGGGAGAAGGGGCUAGGGUGGUGUACAGGUACAACACGAACGGCAGAUUGAGGGAGGUCGUGCACGGCGACGGCAAAACCCUGUACCACUACUCGGAAACUUCCGGUCUACCGAGCCAGAUUUCUCACGUGGAACCCGAUUUGGAGUACCGCUGGGACUACCAGUUCAUCGGCGGGUUACUCAUGGAGGAGAGGAUUGAUUUUGGUGCCAAAACUGGACUGAGCAACGCCAAAUUCACCUACGACUAUGACAAUAACUAUAGAUUGAUAGCGGCGCAAGGACGGAUAGGGGGGCAGAACUUGCCGCAGUACAAUCUGGCGUACAAUUCUAAAACGGGAGCGUUGGAGAUGAUAGGGUUGUUCAAGAUCAACAAGCCGAAGACUAACGAGACUCAGGUUUACGACGGGACGGCUUUGUUUUCGAGGAGUAUCAGCUCGAGGUUUUUGGAGACUCAAGUGGCGUUGACCAUACACGGAAUGGAGGUGUUCAGGAUGGAGUUCAGUCAUGACAUGCAUGGGAGAAUUUCGCAGACUAGGACUUACACGAGGAACGUCGGCGUUAAUCCGUACACGAACAUCAAGAAUUACACUUGGGAUUGCGACGGGCAGUUGUUGGGAGUGGAGGCACAGGAGCCUUGGGGGUUCAGAUACGACGACAACGGGAAUAUGUUGUCGCUGACGUACAGAGGAAACACUAUCCCCAUGGAAUAUAACGCGAUGGACCGGAUUAUCAAAUUCGGCGAAGGUCAAUACAAGUACGACAGUAGAGGCCUGGUGGUCCAAAAUGCCCGCGAAGAGAAAUUCCACUACAACGCCAAAGGACUUUUAGUGAGAGCCACCAAAAGAGGGCGUUUCGACGUAAGAUAUUUCUACGACCAUAUGGACAGAUUAUCGGCCCGCAAGGACAACUACGGAAACGUCACCCAGUUCUUCUACAACAACGAAUAUCGCCCGCGGGAAGUCAGCCAGAUUUACUCACCACGUGACGGCAAACUUAUGUCUUUAGUGUACGACGACAGAGGUCACUUGAUUUACGCCCAAGUCUACCGACACAAGUACUACGUAGCGACCGACCAAUGCGGUACUCCGGUCAUGAUUUUCAACCAGUACGGUGAAGGAAUUCGGGAGAUCAUGAGGUCCCCGUACGGUCACAUCGUUUACGAUUCGAAUCCGUACCUUUACUUACCGGUGGACUUCUGCGGCGGGCUCUUGGACCAGGUCACCUCGUUGGUCCACAUGCCUAAUGGAAAAGUCUACGACCCGCUAAUCGGACAGUGGAUGUCCCCCCUGUGGGAAGACGUCCUCGAGCGAGUCGCCACUCCCACCCAACUCCACUUGUACCGCUUCAACGGAAACGACCCCAUCAACAUGGGAGUAGAACGCAACAGACCCACAGAUCACCUCGACUGGCUCGAGAAAAUCGGUUACGACCUCCAGAGUCUCGCCCCUCAGCUCUUCCCCGAUGCUCUUCCAGGCGGCCGAAUGCCCCCUCUUCUCACCCAACCGGGAACCUUCUGGAAUCCGUCCAAAGAAACCAUAAGUAGCCAACUCACCAUGCACUCGAGUUCCACCGACAUCCAAUCAGGCUUCCUCGCACACUUGAACACUCGCAAAAUGACAACGGCCAAAGAUCUGUCAGCCCCUUCGAAAUCCGCACUCAAGACGGACGUCAUGGAUUUGAUCCCGAAGAAAAUCGGGGCGGCUUCGGAUCCUCCGUUCGGACGAGGGAUUCUGGUGUCUAAGACUUCGCAAGGUCAAGCGAUCGUGUCUAGCGUUCCGGCCGCCAACGCCAUCUACAGGGACGUGUACACUUCAGUCUUCAAUAGAUCGUAUCUUCUUCCUUUCACUUUCGUGGUUCACAGCGCUCAGCAGGAUGCGUUCUACUUUGUCAAGGAGGAGACGUGGAAGGCGAACGACGAUAAAGGACAGUUGAAGAGGUUGCAAGGGCAAGUCAACACCACGUUCCACGAAAUAGCCAAAGAAAACGGGAGCGGGAAUAACUACUUCGACGUGAAAAUUCACGGUGCGAACGCCGUGGUUAAUCUGAGGUAUGGGACGACUAUGGAGAAGGAGAAGCAAAGGUUGCUGCACCACGCGAAGCUUUCGGCUAUACGAAAAGCUUGGCACAAGGAGAAGGAAGCUUUGAAGAGUGGAUUUUCGGGAACGGUGGAGUGGUCGUCGGGGGAAGUGGAAGAACUGAUGAAAUUGGGCUACGUUUCGACGUACGAGGGCGAUUACAUUCACGACGUAUUGUUGUACCCGGAAUUGGCGGAGGAUCCUUACAAUGUUAAGUUCACGAAGAAACAGAGCGACUCGUCGAAGAAAAGGCGAAGAAAACGGGAGGCGAAGAAAAGCUGUCAGGAUAGAUGGUGGUUUUCGUGGAGCGAAGUAUGCUAGUGACCAGAUAAAGACAAAGUGAAACUAUAUUCAAUUAACUAAGUGUGAUGUACCAAGAAUUAAGCUUACAUGAUAAUGUGAGACAUUUUAUACCAAUACCAAAGUCUAUUUGUGUAUGUACUUCAAAGAUGCCAAAAUGUAUAUUAUUUAUUUACGAUAUGUUACCUAUAUGUAUGUGAUUUGAGGUGGUUGGUGGGACUCGGUUCGCCGAAACGAUUUUUUUUAUAACUUUUGAAACAUGACUGACUGUUGGAGCGGCCGAGUCGCGCCGAACCGAAGAGUGUAAAUAUUUGCAUAAAUACUAUUAGAUUUAAAGAUGAAGAUGAAGAAACACAGUUUCGGAACAGCAUAGAAACGGUAUUAAUACAACUUAGAGCUUUAAAUAGCCCGAUAUUCGAAUGAUCGAUGAGCCAUUAGAACAGAGGUAUCAGAAUAAAUUUGUAAAUAUAGUCCAGUUAUUACCUUUUUAAUAAUUUUAAAAUUAAAUGAACGAAUUUAUCUUAGAUAGGCAAAGAAAAAAUGAAAAUCAUUGAUAUGUAUGUUGUGUUGCUUUACUUAAUAAUUAUAAGAUAUCAUUGUGACUGAUCUAUGUUCAUGAUAGUAAAGCAAACCUUAUCCGCUAUGUACCUUGCAGUCUUCUCACCACAUCUCACCAGAUCUUCUAAUUUUGUUACCAAAACGACGAAACUAUACUGAAACGAUAUAUAUAUUUUUACUCCGCCUGCCAGUGUAGUAUAUUUUGUGUGCUGUUGUUAUUACUGGAUAUUUCUACACAAAAUGUACUAAUUUAAUGUCGAUAUAUGUUGUCUACAGACUGUCAUAACUCGCUGGAACAUCAUUGUGUUGUUACAACGCUGUUUAUUAUACACUCGAUUUAUAUUCAAGAUAUUUAUUUGUACAGUAGCUUUAUUUGUCCAUCGCUAAAUGAAUUUAUAUUUUCAUUUAAUGGAAUCAUCUAAGUAUUAUAAAUGUUUUUGAAAUAAAGAACUUGUUUUUUA
Molecule: messenger RNA, 10251 nt
Organism: Zophobas morio
Lineage: Eukaryota; Metazoa; Arthropoda; Insecta; Coleoptera; Tenebrionidae
Gene: Ten-a
Product: Tenascin accessory
Exons: 28
Coding region: 323-9253 (2976 amino acids)
Biological process (GO): motor neuron axon guidance
Source: RefSeq, a predicted model, not a curated record